AUGGCUGGCAUAAAGGGACUGAUUCAAGCUAUUCAAGAGUUGCUUCCAGAUGUGGAGCAUAGGAUGUGUGUGAGACACAUGUACAAUAACUUUAAAAAGCUGCAUAAUGGUUUGGCAUUAAAGGAGAGAAUUUGGGCACUUGCAAGAGCUCCUUACAAAAAUCUGUUCAAUGCUUUGAUGGAAGCUUUGAAAGCAGUUGAUGAGGGUGCAUUUCAAUGGUUGCUUGACAACACAACACCACAGCAAUGGUCCAGAGCUUACUUCAGAACCUCCCCUAAAUGUGACAUUUUAUUGAACAAUCUUUGUGAGAGUUUCAACUCCAGCAUUUUAGAAGCAAGGGAGAGGCCUAUACUAGGUAUGUUGGAAACAAUACGACUUUAUUUAAUGGUUAGAAUGGAGAAUAAGAGGGAGUGGAUGAAGAAGUAUACAGGAAAGGUAUGUCCCAAAAUUUUAAAAAAGUUGGAAAAGGUAAAAACUGCUUCUAGUGCAUGCAUAGCUACACUUUCAGGGGACUGGAAUUAUGAGGUGAGAUGUAUGUAUGGGGAUAGAUACACUUUGAAUUUGGCUAGCAGAACUUGUAGUUGUAGAAGAUGGGAACUAAAUGGCAUUCCUUAUGCUCAUGCAAUGAGUGCCAUUGCUUUGACAAAGGAGCCUCCCGAGAACUUUGUUCGUGAAUGCUACUCAAAAGAGGCCUAUAUGAGGGCAUAUGGGCCUAUAAUAUAUCCUCUCAAUGGUGAGGAUUUGUGGAAGGAUUUGAAACAGGGGCCUGUCUUGACACCUGAAACCAUCAAGCUUCCUGGUCGGCCAAAGAAGGUAAGAAUGAGAGAACCAGAUGAGCCACCAGCUGCAACAACUUCUCGAGGACAAACAAAGAGACUGUCUAGAGUUGGUCUAAUGGAUUAUAAGUGCAGAAAGUGUAAACAAAAGGGCCACAAUAGUAGGAAGUGUUCAAACAGUCAUGAUCAAGGGAAUGUCCAGCAACAAGCUACUGCGGUUCCAAGUAGCUCUCAGCCACAACAGCAGACUCCUAACACUGUGAAUCCUGGUGGUAAGAAAAUCAAGUACAGAUGUGGUGUAUGUCGAAGAUUUGGACACACUCGAAGUAGUUGUGAUUCAACAUUGGCCUCUCUCUAUAGGAGAUACCCAUGGGAACCACCUGGAUUGGCUGUAAGUAUUGUCUACUACAUGUCUACUUCUAAGACUGCAAAAAUUGCUAUUGACUGUAAGUAA
Messenger RNA from Coffea eugenioides, 1230 nucleotides. RefSeq lists its product as uncharacterized. Gene Ontology annotation, molecular function: nucleic acid binding; zinc ion binding. The record is from RefSeq and is a predicted model, not a curated record. The transcript is spliced from 3 exons. NCBI's taxonomy places the organism in Eukaryota, Viridiplantae, Streptophyta, Magnoliopsida, Gentianales, Rubiaceae. The coding region runs from base 1 to 1230 and encodes 409 amino acids.